AACGAGCUUAUAAUUUUUAAAAAAUUGUUGCUAGCUUUAAUGUUAUAUCGAGCAACAUUAUUUUCGUUUUUUAGUCGAAGGGAACUCGUAGAAUACCUAAAAAAAAAAAAUGGGAGUAUUUUUUAUUUUUAUUGGAUUCCUUGGCGUAUUUAUUUUUGCCAUCACCGCGUUGAUUUUGGGCGAUUUGAUGAAUGGGCAGGGAGAACGGGCCGGUCUCAGCUGGUUCCUGCACUCGAGCAGUCCGCAGAUGUGGGCCGGUCUCGGCGUUGGCCUCUGCGUAUCGCUCUCGGUUGUCGGAUCAGCGAUGGGCAUCUAUGCGACGGGGACCAGUGUGGUCGGAGGCGGAGUCCGAUCGCCACGCAUCCGAACCAAGAAUCUGAUCUCGGUUUUGUUUUGUGAGGCGGUGGCCAUCUAUGGCCUAAUCAGCUCGAUUGUGUUCUCGGGCAGUCUGCAAAAGUAUGAAUUGCGUACGGUGAUCCACAGCCGUGAAAAGAUGAACCAGAACAUGUUUACGGGAUUCGCCACCUUUGGUGCGGGCCUAUCCGUUGGCCUGGUCAAUCUGAGCUGCGGCAUUUGCGUGGGUCUGGUUGGAUCGGGGGUGGCGCUAUCGGAUGCAGCGAACUCGGCACUCUUUGUCAAGAUACUGAUUGUGGAGAUCUUUGGAUCGGCCAUUGGACUGUUUGGAUUGAUCGUUGGCAUUUUGAUGACAUCCCGUGCGGAAAUGAUCGACUAACUCUUGAGAGGACUAUGAAUUUUAUUAAAAACUACAAUAACUUA
Drosophila grimshawi is the source of this 777-nucleotide messenger RNA. RefSeq names its product V-type proton ATPase 21 kDa proteolipid subunit. Gene Ontology annotation, cellular component: proton-transporting V-type ATPase, V0 domain. The transcript has a single exon. Gene Ontology annotation, molecular function: proton-transporting ATPase activity, rotational mechanism. The coding region runs from base 110 to 733 and encodes 207 amino acids. The record is from RefSeq and is a predicted model, not a curated record. Gene Ontology annotation, biological process: proton transmembrane transport. NCBI's taxonomy places the organism in Eukaryota, Metazoa, Arthropoda, Insecta, Diptera, Drosophilidae.